GUUGUCAGAAGCAGUAGAACGAACUAAAUGAGCUAGCCAUUUUACACUAGUUCGGUUCGUUUAGUUAAGUGAGUCGUUUGAGUGAGUCUGUUCCAAGCAACUCCAUACCAGCGAAAAUAUGUGUCUCAAAUAGUGUAUAACUUUUUGAAAUUUCAUUAAAUUUAAAUUAUUUUACUUUUAAAUGUUAAAAGCAACAAAAACGAUACAAUUGUCUUAUGCUCGAAUAAAUAUUUCCCCUAACCUACUGGCACUGCUGUUUUGUUGUUGUUGUGGUUAUCGCUUGUUUCUUUUGUUUUCUGUAUUUGUGUGUACAAGGACGGUGUAGCGACAGUGUUGAAGUUGUGCUCGUCCUUGCCUGGGAAAGGCGCAACAAUUAGAACGCGCAACAAGCCAAAUAAGUAAAGCAGUGAAGAAAAUACCAAAAAGUUAAAUAAAGAAAAUACCAAAACCUUUGCUAGACAUAUUAUGGAAAAUACGCAGAAUGCUGCAGUUGCCGCCAACGCCGAUGCCGCUACCCUCACCGUUGGUGCCAGCAGCAGCAAUAACGCCGACGACAAUGACAGCGAUAAUGAUGUGGUCACCGAUUUUCUAAACUCCAAUUGCAAUAGCAACAGCAACGACGUUGGAGACGUGUCAGCUGCACCUGCUGCGCCAACAUCAAAAAUUACACAUUCUGCUCCUCGCGUUACAGUGGAAAGUCAAAAUUAUUGUAUACCUGUUAUUAAUGCACCUGUCCCAGCUGUGGCGCUUCCUAGCAAUAAUAACAACAAUACUAACAGUACACUACACCACAGCAACAAUAACAACAUGAUACCCACAAUUAAUGUGACACCUCAUAGUCCUGCAUCGGCCUCCAAGUACAACAACAUCUUCGAGGACACAUUGAGCCAGUUGCAAAAUAUACGCGAAACAGUGCAGCAGAUGAAGAACUCCUCAAGUCACAAUCAGCAAGAUGGUCUGGCUAAUAGCUAUGGCCUGCUCAAUGCGGCGAUACUUAGCGCCUCGCUGCCCGAUCUCAGCAAUACGGGAGGCCCCGCAAAUGCCAACGGCGCUGUUGGCAUCAACAACAUGGGGAUCAUGUGGUCUGCAGCGCCACAGCAAUGCCUGCUCUUGUACACAGAUCGACGGAAAUCAUGGACGGCGGUUGAUGAUACCACAGCGACGGGUGAUUGUACUAACAAGAGCGUCAGCCUGUCCAGUCUAGACAGCGAGGAACAGGAGACCAUACGUGUUACCGAGCAACGAAGGCGCUCAGCUAGGAAUAGCACAGGCGGCAUUUCAACUCAUUCCCUGAACGAGGCGGAGCUGGCGCGCGAUUUUGAGCGUAUUGCGGCUAAGAGAAGCUUAGCCACGGAGAUAAUUAGCCGAAUACCGUUGCAGAAGAGCAUCUCAACUUCUUCAAUCAUUGCCAAGGAGGAUAUCAAAGCGAUAGCGCGACACCUCACAGAUAGCGAGGAUGAAAAUCAGACUUUGUUGCGUUCACAUGCUAAAAUCGAGGUUUACGAUCACGUAGAGAAGCGUCCAAAACGUGGUUCCCUAUUCUUUCGGAAAAAGAAACCAAAGGCCAAGACGAAGUCGUUAGUAGGUGGCGUUCAGCUAAGCGAUAUGGAAACGCAUUUGGAACGUAAGAAACUGUCGGCAGGCCAGGACUAUUGUGAUGGCUCAGAGAUUUUGCAUCAGCAGCAUUACCAACAGCAUCAUCAGAUGCAGGAACAAGAGGAUCAGCAGCCAUUAAUACGAGCCGCCGAGCUGCAAUUUCUUAAUGAACCGCCAAUUGAGGCACAGGAUUUGGGAGCCGAUCCAGUAUUGGGCAUCGUCCUACAAGAGCCCGACUCCUGGACUCCAAAUGUACCCAAGGAUCAACUAAAAACACUCAAGGAACUGCAAAUCAAACGGCAGGAACACAUCUACGAGUUUAUUAUGACCGAGAAGCAUCACUGCCAAACGUUGAUUGUAAUGCGUAAAGUGUUUGUUGAGAGUAUGGAGCGGCAUUUUCCAGCGCUUAAUACGCACAGUAUGUUUCCUCGGCUCCAGCAGCUAACGGAGCUGCACACGUGCUUCCUGCGUCAGCUGCGGCAGAAGCAACGCGAACAUCUGCUUGUGGAUAGCAUUGCGGAUAUCUUGCUGGAGUUCUUCUCGCUGGAGCAGGCCCAAUGUCUGCGAUUGGCCUACGGCGAAUUCUGUGCGAAUCAUCGCAGUGCUUUGGAACAGUUUAAACAAUGCCUUUCGGAGCCCAGCUUUGCAGAAUGGUACAAGCACUGUCUGCAGAAUCCAUUACUCAAAAAAAAGGGAAUACCAGAGUGCAUAUUGUUUGUCACGCAGCGCCUAACAAAAUAUCCGCUACUGAUUGAACCGUUGUUGAAGAGUGCACGGGAUAAUAAACUUGAGACGGAUAAGCUGCAACAUGCGUUGAAUCUGGUGAAAUCUCUCCUGGUUGAUGUGGAUGCUUGCGUGGCGGAGAAGGAACUGCGUGAAAGGCAGCUGGAGAUUUAUGCCCGUAUCGAUGCAAAAUCGUUUGCUAUCUAUAAGAAUAAGCCCUUUCGCAAGACCGAGCUGGGAGUAGAGUCACGGCGACGUCUUAAAUUUGAUGGCUUAGCCACGUUGAUGCAGGGUCGGGCAAAGACUCAGCUCGUUUUGAUUGUGGUGCUCACGGACUGCCUUUGCUUUCUUAUCGAGAAUUCGGCGCAUAAUAAGUAUGCGUUUUUCACGCCCGAGCAUAAGGCGGGCGUGGUCCCAUUGCAAAAGCUGUUGAUACGCGAGAAAGCGGGUACCGAAUCGCGUGGAAUCUAUAUAAUCAGUUCCAAUCCCGAUUUCCCCGAAAUGUACGAGCUCAAAGUGCAAACGCCAAAGGAUAAGCAAACCUGGAUCCAGGGUAUUAGGCAGGCAGUGCUCGAUUGUCCUGCUACGGAUAUUAUCGAAGCUGAAGCAUUGACGGCUGAAGAAAAGCUACGCAUUGGUGUAAACAAGCGCGAGAUCAUUGAGAAAAUGCGCCAAAAGGAUAUUGAACAGGCACUACUGCUGGAGGAGAAACUGUUGCUUCAGUUUAAUCUGCUCAAGCAACAGCAACCCUUUGGUGAAGAUCUCAAUGCAGCUAAUACGAAUGGUAGUGCGGCCAAUUUCCUUGCCGCCUUUGGCUCCUAUAAGGAGUUGGUCGCAACGGACUGCGAUACCACGGAGCUCUGGCGACGUGUUCUCAACACUGUGCAAGAUAUUAGCCAGCUUGCAGCAAGCAUUUAUAGCGCUGCAACCGGACUGCCCGUCUCUCGCACCGUGAGUAGCGUGGGUGAAAAGCAAAGUGUUCUCUAUGCCUCGCCCACAUUGCCGAAGCGUGCGGAAACCUUUGCGGGCUUCGACGAGAAAAGGGGCAAACUGGUCGUGGGUCGGGAUGCCAAGCUGACGCCACGGUUACAGGAGCUGGAAGAGAAGCGUGAGCUGAAGACCCAAAUGCCAGUGGAGUUAACCGCAACGACAACGCCGCUGCAGCUCCAUGCUAGUACGCUGCCCGCCAAUACUAAGGAGCAUAAUUAUGCGGUGCUCCAGGUGUCGCAUCAUUUGCACACUCUGCUCUGCAUCAUCUCACAGCAGAUGACUUGUAUUCAGAGUUUGCAACUGCAACUGGCGCUGUAUCGUGAAUCUCCAAGAAACAGCAGUAUUGGGGGAGGCUCUAGCGCCGUUGGUACAACUGGUUUAGGUGCUGGUGGUAGCUCUGCUUACACGCACAAGGAUCAAUUGGAGGAGCUGCGCAAUUUGCAAGACAAAUUGCAGGAGGAGAAGACUGCUUGGUUGCGCCAGAAGCAACAGCAAAUGGACGAGUUGGCCGAAAUGCGGGCACAGCAGCUGCAGCUGCAGCAACAAAUUAAAGCCGAACAGGAGGACAUACGUCAGCAGCGUGAGCAACUCUACCGUAAAAUGGAGCUGUUGUCCAGUCAAGGUCUUUUGCUAUCACCCAGUACACCGCUGCCAACGCUUGCGCCAGCGCUCGCACCUGUUGCUUUGCCAGAGGACGUACAUGAGCUGGACACGCCCACUGCAGCGACACCAACAACAGCAACUGCCUCCACCAUUGAUAGACGCAAGGAAAAGUGGUUGAGCAGCGGAUCCAAUUACAAAACCCCGCCGGUGCAUUUGAUUAGCGCGAAUAAUGCACCGAAAGCAAGCUCGGCGCUCGUGAAACAGAAACUGCCCAUGAAGUUAUCGUCGUUGUCAUCCGGCACGCGUGUCGAUAAGUCAGCCAGCUUCAAUAAUAGCUCCAAUAAUGUGUCCUCACCUGCUUCCGCUGGAGUGCAGCAAAUGUUUCCACUUAAGUUGGCUGACAAACAACGACAAAUGGUUACGCCCACGCCACAGCACGCUCGGACCGGCAGCUCACCAGCCGUCAUACAGCAGGCAGCCGGAACACCGGUCGCUAGUUUAACGCCAAAUGCAUCAGGACAUUACGUGGGAUAUGGAGGGGCAGCAGCAGCAGCUGCUCAGCAACAACGACUGGUUCAAACACCCACGAGCAGCCGCAACAAUGCAAAUGCAACUGCACGCGUGACUGCUCCUUUGGCCAGUUCGGGGCAGGCGCCACGUGCCAAGCCAGAGGAGGAGGAGAUUUACUUCUGACGCAAAUUCUCGACAGAAGUCGAAAUCUAAAAAUUUAAGCAACUAACACCCCACGUUCCAAUAAUAGGUCAAAUAUUUUGUAUAAUUUGCCGUUAGGAACAUCAUAUUCUUCAUUUACUGUAGGUAUUUCAAUUGAACAUUUCAAUAGUUAAGAUAUAAAUUCCCUUAUAGAUGUUCUUACCUUUCGUGUAUUGCAUAUAUCAUUCAAGUAUUCCGCAGGAGAAAUUCGUUAUAAAAGUUCGAGGUAAA
This is a messenger RNA of Drosophila hydei, 4854 nucleotides long. It is a transcript of the gene cyst, whose product is annotated as rho guanine nucleotide exchange factor 18. The record is from RefSeq and is a predicted model, not a curated record. Bases 466 to 4605 code for a protein of 1379 amino acids. The transcript is spliced from 3 exons. Gene Ontology annotation, molecular function: guanyl-nucleotide exchange factor activity. Gene Ontology annotation, biological process: regulation of Rho protein signal transduction. NCBI's taxonomy places the organism in Eukaryota, Metazoa, Arthropoda, Insecta, Diptera, Drosophilidae.